Molecule: messenger RNA, 1916 nt
Organism: Oryza brachyantha (malo sina)
Lineage: Eukaryota; Viridiplantae; Streptophyta; Magnoliopsida; Poales; Poaceae
Product: protein transport protein Sec61 subunit alpha-like
Exons: 7
Coding region: 144-1571 (475 amino acids)
Biological process (GO): post-translational protein targeting to membrane, translocation; SRP-dependent cotranslational protein targeting to membrane, translocation
Cellular component (GO): membrane; Sec61 translocon complex
Molecular function (GO): ribosome binding; transmembrane protein transporter activity; signal sequence receptor activity
Source: RefSeq, a predicted model, not a curated record
CCCCCGUCUCGUGCUCUUGCCCACCCGCAUCUCGCUCACUCUGUCUCUCCUCGCCUAGGGUUUCGCGCCCCUCCGAUCCCGCGGCGGCGGCGGCGAAGCUUCUUCCUCCCGCCCUCGCCUCGGCGCCGGCGCCGGCCAGAAAGAUGGCUGGCGGGUUUCGAGUACUGCAUCUUGUCAGGCCCUUUCUGGCUUUCUUGCCAGAAGUACAGAGUGCUGAUAGGAAAAUACCAUUCAGAGAAAAAGUGAUAUAUACUGUGAUCUCUCUGUUCAUUUUCCUGGUUUGCAGCCAGCUCCCACUCUAUGGAAUUCAUUCAACUACUGGAGCAGAUCCUUUCUAUUGGAUGCGUGUUAUCCUUGCAUCAAACCGUGGUACUGUUAUGGAGCUGGGUAUUACCCCAAUUGUGACAUCUGGAAUGGUAAUGCAACUCUUAGUGGGAUCAAAGAUAAUUGAAGUUGACAACAGUGUGAGAGAGGACCGUGCACUCCUGAAUGGUGCACAAAAGUUGCUGGGCAUCCUGAUUGCUAUCGGGGAAGCUGUAGCAUAUGUGCUGUCUGGAAUGUAUGGUAGUGUGAGCCAACUUGGAACUGGGAAUGCCAUUCUCAUUAUCCUCCAGCUCUUCUUUGCUGGCAUCAUUGUCAUCUGUCUUGAUGAACUUCUACAGAAAGGCUAUGGUUUGGGUUCUGGCAUUUCUCUAUUCAUUGCUACCAAUAUAUGUGAGAAUAUCAUCUGGAAGGCGUUUAGCCCCACAACCAUCAACAGUGGGCGUGGUGCUGAAUUUGAAGGAGCUGUCAUUGCAUUGUUCCAUUUGCUGAUUACUAGAACUGACAAAGUCCGUGCCUUGCGCGAGGCUUUCUACCGUCAGAACCUUCCGAACGUGACAAAUUUGCUUGCAACUGUAUUGGUCUUCCUCAUAGUCAUCUACUUCCAAGGUUUCCGUGUUGUGCUUCCAGUGAGAUCCAAGAAUGCUAGGGGGCAGCAAGGCUCAUAUCCAAUUAAGUUGUUCUACACUUCGAACAUGCCCAUCAUUCUGCACUCAGCACUGAUUACCAACCUCUACUUCAUAUCCCAGCUUCUCUACAGGAGAUACAGUGGAAACUUUCUGGUUAACCUUCUUGGGAAAUGGAAGGAAUCUGAGUACUCUGGUCAUUCAGUUCCUGUCGGUGGUCUUGCUUACUAUGUAACUGCUCCAUCAAGUUUGGCUGAUGUGCUUGCAAAUCCGUUCCAUGCACUGUUCUAUGUGGUCUUCAUGCUGUCAGCCUGUGCUCUCUUCUCAAAGACAUGGAUUGAAGUUUCUGGUUCAUCAGCAAAGGAUGUUGCUAAACAGCUGAAGGAACAACAAAUGGUGAUGCCUGGCCAUCGUGAGUCAAACUUGCAGAAGGAAUUGAACAGAUAUAUCCCCACUGCCGCUGCCUUUGGUGGAGUGUGCAUUGGUGCAUUGACUGUUCUAGCUGAUUUCAUGGGUGCAAUUGGUUCAGGAACUGGUAUACUGCUGGCCGUUACCAUCAUAUACCAAUACUUUGAGACAUUCGAGAAAGAGAGGGCCACUGAGCUUGGUUUCUUUGGUUUUUGAUACAUUACUUGAGAAAUGCGAAUAGUUGAAUCAUCCUGCAAAUCAAAGCACUUCUCGGCAGGCUGAUUAUGGAUGUAAUUGGAGAGCUUAAAGUCAGUUUAAGUUUAGGUUGCCCGACUUAUUUGGAAUGAGAUACUUAUCGAAGGUUCUGCUUGUGUUUUUAGGCCGGUAUGGGUGGCAUAUGUCCUGUAAGUACAGUCAUGGCCAUCAUCCUUCCGCAGCCUUCUCAUGUCUUGAUUGACUAUGUAGUAACCAUAAUUUGGGAUCAGUUUAGUCAUUUUGGAACUGAAUAUAUCUUCCCCUUUUUUGCGACAAUGAGCUCUACUAAUCUGUCCGAUUGCUAGA